AUGUCUUCCGCUUCAAACACCACUUCGGAGUUUCUCCCUGCACUGCAGUUUGGGUGUAAACCGACAUGCAAAUUACCAACAUUGCAGGCGCAAAGAUCAAGGGAGGAAUACCAGCAGGGGAAAAGAUGGGUAAUGACAGUGGAUGGGAUUCAUUGUUGGAUCAACGAGCCCUCGCAUAAGGAGUGGAGCCAAGAUCCGAAAUACUAUUCUCACAAGUAUAACAAAGCUGGUUUGGAUUACGAGUUGGGAAUCUCACUUGUUGACAACCGUUUGCUUUGGAUGCGUGGUCCAUUUCCAGCGGGGACUAAUGACAUUACUAUCUUUAGGGAAAAAGGACUAUUAGAUGAGCUGAAGAAACGAAAGCAAUCUGCCAUCGGAGAUCGAGGCUACAACGGAGAGCCAAAGCACAUGAGCACCUACAACGCACACGAUAAUGCUGGUGUCAGGCUCUUCAAGAGUCGAGCUCUCAAGAGACACGAAAAUUUCAACAGUCUGUUGAAGCAAAAUAAGAUCUUGGACACGCGAUUUCGACACAAUGAAGAUAGAUUUGCUUCGGCUUUCGAGGCUUGUUGCGUCUUGGCUCAGUAUCGAAUCACAAGAGAGAUGUCACUAUACGAUAUUUUGAUCGAGGAUGUUGUAGAUACGUAUGAAGGGGAUAAAUAG
Cylindrotheca closterium is the source of this 663-nucleotide messenger RNA. Lineage: Eukaryota; Bacillariophyta; Bacillariophyceae; Bacillariales; Bacillariaceae. The record is from the annotation of a GenBank genome assembly.